AUGGCUGCAGAUUCUUUUCUGGGCCAUAUGCGCGAAAUGGCUGGUGAUGUUCGUCCAUCGAUCGCAAUCGCAGGGCUGCUUCUGGUCUUCCUGACACUCUGGUCCGCCCUCUCAACAUGGCGACAGUACAACCGCCUGCGCGAAUUUAAAGGCCCUCGCCUAGCAGCCCUCUCAAAAUGGUGGUUGAUCAAGAAAGUCGGUGGUGGAAGAGCAUACCUCGACUUUUGGGAGGUCACAAAACAAUACGGCUCAAUCGCUCGAGUCGGACCCAACGAUCUUCUCACCGACGACCCAGAAUUAAUGCGCCAUAUCCUGAAUGUACGAACCGAAUAUCGCCGAUCAGAUUGGUACGACGGCAUGCGCUUCGAUCCCGGCAACAACAACAUUCUCUCGUGGCGCGACGAGGACGAGCAUUUCAAGCUGCGCUCCAAGAUGUCAGCUGGCUACGGCGGUCGCGAAGUAGAGAAUCUCGAACCCAAGAUCGACAGGAACAUACUCUCCUUCAUGGACUUGUUGGGAAAAUACGCCGAUGAGAAAAAACCCGUUGAUUUUGGUCGGCGCGCGCAGUUUUUCACUCUAGAUGUCAUCUCGGACCUGGCGUUUGGUGAACCAUUUGGAUUUUUGGAGACGGAUUCGGAUGUGUACAAGUAUAUCCAGAUCACGGAGGAGACGCUGCCAGCUGUCAUGGUGACAACGGUGAUUCCGUGGCUGGUCAAGGUCUUGAGUUCGCCGCUGUUCAAAAGCCUUUUGCCGUCGGAGAAGGAUAGGCUUGGGUUUGGAAAGUUGAUGGGAAUUGCGAAACAGGUCACGGCUGAGCGAUUUGGACCGGAUAAAAAGGUUCAGAAAGACAUGCUUGGGUCUUUUGUCGCUCAUGGCCUCACACAGAAAGAAGCAGAGUCGGAGAUUCUGUUGCAGAUUGUCGCGGGCUCGGAUACAACAGCUACAGCCAUUCGCUCAACCAUGCUUCAUAUCAUCACCAAUCCCCUCGUAUACUCCACCCUCCGCUCCGAAAUCUCAAAAACCCACUUCUCAGAACCCAUAAUCCCUGACUCAAUCGGCCGUGAUCUUCCCUAUCUCCAAGCCGUCAUAAAAGAAGGCCUGCGCAUAUUCCCUCCCGUCGCAGGUCUUAUGUCCAAACAAGUCCCUCCCCAAGGCGACACCUGGAAAGGGAAAUUCAUACCCGGCGGUACUAAAAUCGGAUACUGCGCGUGGGGAAUAUUCCGCCGUGAGGAUAUCUGGGGUUCUGACGCUGGAGAGUUUCGGCCGGAGAGAUGGCUAGAGAGCAAGGGUGAGAAGUUGAGGGAGAUGGAGAGUGCGCUGGAGUUGAUCUUUAGUUAUGGAAGAUGGCAGUGUUUGGGAAGACCGGUUGCUUUGAUGGAACUGAACAAGGUCUAUGUUGAGUUGCUGAGACGGUUUGACUUUACGAUUUGUGAUCCUACCAAGCCUUGGACUGUGUUUAAUUGUGGUAUUUUCUCACAGUCUGAGCUUAUGGUUCGCGUUCACCGCAGGGAAUGA
This is a messenger RNA of Fusarium mangiferae, 1515 nucleotides long. RefSeq lists its product as uncharacterized. The record is from RefSeq and is a predicted model, not a curated record. The transcript has 5 exons. Gene Ontology annotation, molecular function: monooxygenase activity; iron ion binding; heme binding. The coding region runs from base 1 to 1515 and encodes 504 amino acids. Lineage: Eukaryota; Fungi; Ascomycota; Sordariomycetes; Hypocreales; Nectriaceae.